AUGCAGAUCAGAUUUCGGAUUCGUAACGAACCUCUGUCGACCAGCACCAAGACCAGCACCAGCAACAGCACCAGCACCAGCCAUCACGAGGUUGAGCACGACUCCUCGACAAAUACAAAUACUAUCCAGGGCAGAGGCAGGCACCAAGCAAGAAGUCGAUUCGGAUGCACAGAAUGCAAGCAGAGACAUGUAAAAUGCGACGAAGCAUACCCUGUCUGCACACGCUGCCGGAAACGCGGCUCAAUCUGUAAAUCCGCUCCUCGACUUAGAAGAUGGCAAAACGAAGGACCAUGGACAAAGCUUCGCAGCCGCUCUUCCCUGCCCUCCUCAGAACGGCUUAUCGACAUUUCGGACACAAAUAGCAAGUCCUUGCUCCGCUACUGGCUUGAAAAGGCUAGCCAAAUCAUGGUCAUUGACCCUGAUGACAAUCCGCUCUCAUUUCCAAUCCUUGAAUAUGUUGAACGAUGUCCCAGUCUCAAGCACGCUCUGCAGAGUGUCGGCGCGGCUCAUAGGAACUUUUUCGAUCCUCAGCAGCUAUCAAAAUGUUUGGAGGAAAGACACUCAGCGCUCCAGCUAAUCAUCAACGACCUUUCGUGUCCUGGCGACAACCUCUUCCCCCUCUUCUUGACUAUCCUACUCGUUGGUUUAUCAACGGCUUGGACCAACCCUCCGACGGCUGAUUUCGGUGAGAAACAUCUUAGUGGAGCGCGCGCACUGGUUGACACCCUUUUGCACGACUAUUCAACUCAGCAAAAACGACCUUCCUACUUUACUUUCGUCAUUGGGGCAUACCUGUAUUGGGACAUGUCUACAGCCUUUCUAGUUCCCAGUCAAGUUCAAUCACCAUUAAACACGAACCAGAUAUACACGGCCAUCCUGGAUAUCGGCCAGGAAUAUCAUCCGUUUGGUGGUUACACGACAGAAAUUUUCUAUCUUCUCGGCAACGUCGGUCGUUAUUGUCGGUCGGUAGUGGAAACUGGUAUUCGUGACGAGUCAAUUGAGAUAGUUUUGGAAGAGGAGAUGGAGAAGUGGCAGCCCAAUUACGAAAGCCCACAGUUGGGGGUUAUAGGCGAUGCGUUUAGGUCUCACGGACUCAUCAGUCUUGCCGCCAUCUGUUUCCGACGCAUCGCUCAAUGGUGGCAAAAUAUAUGGACAUCAUUUGCCAACGAUGAUCUCGAGGCCAAUAUCAGAUCACGGGCUUUGGCUGUCGUGCGAGACCUUACUUCAAUCCCCUCCAGCCACGCCUGCACCAAUCUGCAAGCGAUCCCACUCUUUACUGCAGCGUCUGAGCUUCCUAAAGAAUAUGAGAAGGAGAGGGACCUGGCGGUCCUGCGGUUUAAGGAGCUGUACUCACUGAAUCAUCUGCGGGCCAACUUGACAGCCCUUGAGAUACUCCCAGAAAUAUGGAAGCGACACGACGCGGGCGAGAUGAUCAGCUGGAUGGAGGUUAUGAUGGAGAAGGGAUGGAAUAUCAUGCUGGGGUAA
This is a messenger RNA of Fusarium oxysporum Fo47, 1485 nucleotides long. Its product is annotated as transcription factor domain-containing protein. The record is from RefSeq and is a predicted model, not a curated record. Gene Ontology annotation, cellular component: nucleus. Gene Ontology annotation, molecular function: transcription cis-regulatory region binding; zinc ion binding; DNA-binding transcription factor activity, RNA polymerase II-specific. The coding region runs from base 1 to 1485 and encodes 494 amino acids. NCBI's taxonomy places the organism in Eukaryota, Fungi, Ascomycota, Sordariomycetes, Hypocreales, Nectriaceae. Gene Ontology annotation, biological process: positive regulation of transcription by RNA polymerase II. The transcript is spliced from 2 exons.